AAAAAUCUAUACUGGCCAGAGACCAAAGUACUGGGAAAUGUAAUUGAGGCGAAUGAAAUGCGCAGCCCCAUAGGUGGUGUGGCUGAUGCCCUUUGAACUAGGGAGGCUGGGCCAAGAGGCCACCGAGGGCCUGGGGGAAAACAGAGCUUAUCUGCAAGAACAACGGGGCGGGACUGAGCUUGAGCAGCCAUCUGCAAACCUCCCGGGGCGGUGAGCAGGCGCCUCAGAGAAAAGGCUGCACGGCUGCACCAGGGCAAGCAGGAAACUGUUUUUUGCCACUGAGAAAUCCCUUGGAGGUCCACAGCCCAAGACCCGUCCUGUCUCACGCUCUCCCCCACCUACAGGAGCAUCGGGAGGCAGCUUGGUGUGGACCUGGCCACCAAGCCAAGACAGUCAUCACAGAAGAGUGCCGAGUCAGCACUGUGGGCAUGAAUCGCAAUGAUGCAGACCCCUCCGGCUCCCUCUUCGGCCACAGGGGCUCCCUGCUGCCCUCCUCCUCCUCACUCUACUCCAAAAGGAAGAACUCUGGAGACAGCUACCUUGAAGGAGACCCCACCACUGCUGCCAGGGGUCCCUGCACCAGUCCCAUGUCCUGUACAGUCACCUCUACACCUGCACUGAAGACUCCAGCCCCCAGCCCCAAGAGAAAUGGGGCCUCACUGGAAGGGAACAGACGUGCAACGAUGACAACGAGCCCCUCUCUGGACAAGCAGGACAACCGGCGGCCACGGAGCAGGAACCCGUCCACCUGGACGGUGGAGGAUGUGGUGUGGUUCGUCAAAGACGCCGACCCGCAGGCUCUGGGGCCACACGUGGAGCUCUUCAGAAAGCAUGAGAUUGACGGCCACGCCCUCUUGCUGCUGAAGAGUGACAUGAUCAUGAAGUACUUGGGCCUGAAGCUGGGGCCUGCCCUCAAACUCUGCUACCACAUCGACAAGCUGAAGCAAGCCAAGUUCUGAAGACGGAACCAGACCCCAACACCACAGAGCUCAAGUGGCUCCUCCGCCUUACUGACAGCCAGCAGCACCAUGAAAUGGGGGUCUCCUCUUCCCACUGGCAGGCACAGUGACUUGAUAUUUUUUUUUAAUAAAACAUAUGCAUCUUCACCUUAAACACACACACACACACACACACACACACAGAGCUGCUUUCGGAAGGCCCAGGUGUGUUUAUGACUUAUCAAGAAAUGACAAAGACCCCGUUAGUAGAGGGGGUAUUUGUAUAAUGAGAGAGCAGAGGACUCACUUGUCCCAGAAGAAUCCCCUGAGGUUCAAAGGUCAUGAAAAGCUCACUAGUCCCUGCAGGUGUCAGAUGUGCCUGCUCCUCCCACCUCCUACCUCUGCUCUGAUCUGGAGAUCUAUCUGUAUGAGCCUGGUUUAAUUCUGUUUUGGGAGUCUUCUGAGGAUAACCACGACCCACAUUGCUCUUCACAGUUAUCAGAAGUACUGGACUGCCCCACCAGAGGGCACACUGCUGGUGAACUGGGACUUGGGGGCUGGCUGGGUGGGUCGGGAGAAGUGGCGCCCUCACAUAUAGACCCUGACUCAGUGCCGCAGAUUGCAGCUUGGGAAGAAGCCGCCCUCAAGCGGCCUUGAACUCAUAUCCAAUCACUGUGGUUGACUGACGGAUGAGGCAAGGAUUUGGAAUCUGGCUCUUACCAGAUGGGUCUGGGGGACCACUUCCCUCAUAGAGUCCUUCUGAGGGGUGGAUAGGUUGGCUUAUUGGGGGUGCUUUGUGACAGCUAUGGGUGUGUUUCUUUACAAACCAGAGAAAAUUGUCUCAACCAAGCUUUGAAAUGGA
This is a messenger RNA of Ochotona curzoniae (black-lipped pika), 1800 nucleotides long. It is a transcript of the gene SCML4, whose product is annotated as Scm polycomb group protein like 4. The record is from RefSeq and is a predicted model, not a curated record. The transcript is spliced from 4 exons. Gene Ontology annotation, molecular function: protein binding. Bases 429 to 959 code for a protein of 176 amino acids. NCBI's taxonomy places the organism in Eukaryota, Metazoa, Chordata, Mammalia, Lagomorpha, Ochotonidae.